CGGAUAGCCCUCAGUCCGAAACAACGCAGAAACAGAAAGUAAUGUGAUUUACUGCAGGAAGUAACUUCAUAAUAUUUUUGAGCAGAUUAAAUCUCUUUUACAAUAACUUUUGGGGUUGCUAUUAAAUCUGAUUGCAUACGAAAGGAUUAUAAAUAAGUAAUAAGUCUGAAACGGAAGACAAACACGCGCUAUCCAUUGUAGAACACGAAGGUUUAAUAAUUCAUCAAAGUGAUUUCUUAUGAGUCAGCUAUGUACACUAUGAGGUGAUUAUUUUAAGAACGAAAUAGUCGUAUCUCGGCUUAUACAAUAAUGGUUUCAAUCAUGUCAAAUUAGAUAAAUUACGAAAAAUAACGCGUUUGAUCAGCAAUAAUACACGCGCGUGCGCACACAACCUCCUCGUUCAUUCAUCGGUUAUACUUCCCGUGCUUUGCGCACAACAGCCUGUCCACCCACCCACUGAUGAGUUGAAAGGGAUCACUAACUAAGGGAACGUCGCCAAAAACUCGACAUGUGUAGGGCCUGACAGAGGUGCAGUGGCACAUUACCCGAGGAAACCUUCAUCAGCAUCGCUGGCUGCACCCAAGUGGGAGGCUGCAUGGGUCUAGACCAAGUCCAGAAAGAACUGCUGGUCCCCCUCUCUCCACCUCGUAGAAGCUCUGUAUCCUUUAGCACUGAGGGGUCACUGGCUAAACGUGCACAGAACCUGGGACACGUAUCCAGAGCAGCAAACAAGGAAACAUUUCAGGCCUUAGCCCCUGCAGGGCAUUGCUAGCGACAGAGAGUGCAACACAGUGCGCGUGUCCCCGAGGAGCCAUCAGUCCUCUCUUGUUUUGAGGGAAACGGGCAUCAAUACAUUGAGCCCACUUGGAAAAAUUCACCCCUCUAGGUCGGAGCGAGGAGCAUUCUUGCCGGGUGUGAUCUGGGCUCUCAGUGGGGAGGGGGGCAGAGACAAAGAGAGCGCGGCUCAACUCUGUCCGGAGAUGAAGCUUCAAGCUGUGAUGGAGAAUCUGCACAGGCAGCAGAGAGCCAAACUGCUGAUGGAAUUGGAGCAGCAGCAGCAGCAGCAGCAGCAAGCAGGCCAGUCCCAGGCGCGAAACGCAGCCCAGCCCGACGUUGGAAACGCCGGGGAUGAGCUCAUGGGGAGCCCAAACCCCGAGACUGAGCACGCUCAGAUGGCGGCGCUGGCCGCCAUGCGAGCCGUGGCAGCCGGCCUGCAGAGGGCCCCCGACAGCCCCGUGUCAGAGCGCAGCAGCGCGGGAGAGGAUGAGGAGGAGGAGGACGACGAAGAAGGCGAGGAAACAUACAAGGACAUGAUGGGCUCAGAGGAGGAGGAGCGUAUAAAGCAGAAGUGGGACGAGGAGGACUUUGAAGGGGAGAUGGAGGACGAUUAUGAAGAUGACCUGGGUGAGGAGGGGGUGCCUGCAGGGAGGGACACAGUGAUGGGGAAGGGUAUUCUCCUGCUCCCUCACCGCCGGCUACACCCCCACUCCCAGCUGAUCAAGGCCCGGCCUCUUACGGACCAGGAGCCUCGAGUAUCGGCUGUCCCACCCCACGGCUCUCACAGUCAGCUGGGUGGCCAGGAUCACGGGGACUGGACUUAUGAGGAGCAAUUCAGACAGCUCUAUGAAUUGGAUGGGGACCCCAAGCGCAAGGAGUUCCUGGACGACUUGUUCAGCUUCAUGCAGAGGAGAGGAACCCCAGUCAACAGGAUCCCCAUCAUGGCCAAGCAGGUGCUGGACCUAUACAUGCUGUACCAGUUGGUGACGGAGAAGGGAGGGCUGGUGGAGGUCAUCAACAAGAAGCUGUGGAGGGAGAUCACCAAAGGGCUCAACCUACCUACCUCCAUUACCAGUGCGGCCUUCACUCUCAGGACUCAAUACAUGAAGUACCUGUACCCUUACGAAUGUGACAAGAGGGGACUCAGCAAUCCAAAUGAACUGCAGGCAGCUAUUGACAGCAACAGGCGAGAGGGCCGCCGGCAGAGUUUCGGAAGCACUCUCUUCACCUACUCCCCCAACGGCACGCCCACCAUGCUCUCUUCCCCUAAACUCUCCAUGUCGGGCAUGGGCAUGCCCGGGGGCACCAAUGGGACCCCACUCACCCCCGUGCAGAAAAUCAAGAAAGAGGACGAUGGCGGCCAGCCGCUGUCGGGGGCGGGCCGGAUGCCAGCGGCUCUGGCAGGCCACUCGGUCAUGGCGGCGCAGGCGGCGGCCGUGCAGGCGGCGGCGGCUCAGGCGGCCAUGGCGGCUCAGGUGGCCGCGCUGGAGCAGCUGAGGGACAAGCUGGAGGCCGGCGAGCCGCCCGAGAAGAAGAUGGCCCUGGCCUCCGAGGAGCACCAGCGCCUCCUGCAGAGGGCGCUGCAGCACAACCUGCUCGCCAUGACUGCGCAGAUGCCCAUGAACAUCCGCAUAAACAGCCAGGACGGCAGGCAGGACUCUGCCCUCAACCUCACCACCAAUGGGAUGAGCAGCAUCAGUAUGUCAGUCGAGCUCAAUGGGGUCGUCUACACUGGUGUGCUUUUUGCUCAGGCAGCAGGGUCAGCCCCUUCAGGCCCAUCUGGAUCGUCAGGCUCCAGUAACAGCAAAGCCCCUGGUGGACGCAGUGGGUCUCAGCCUGUCCCACACACACCUACCUCCUCCAACAACACAUCGCCUUAAAAACCUCACAAACCUACCUUUUCCCUUUUCUGAUGCUAACUAAAGCCAAAAACCAACCUCAUUUUCUACGUAGCCUACGCCAAAAAAAGGACAAUAUAGAAAUUAAAACCCAGACCACUUGAAGUACACUAUCUCAGGUUCUCUUGCCUACCACAGAAUUUUUGUCUUUAUGCUUUGAAUUUGUUUAAUUUUCUUUCCACCUUCACUCAGCAGCCAAAAUAGUUGUGAAAUAUAACUAGAGCCAGUAUGGAGGUAUAUGCACAACCUGUGAAUAAUUUAUUUCUUCUUCAUAAAUGUACAGAUAACAUGUGAACAAUAUAACAAUAAUCAACAUUAAGGUUAAUGCACUGUUUACGCCAUUUUAAACAUCUACUGACUGACCGUGAAGCUACUUUUCAAACAAGAGGAAAAAGGAUUUUAAUUUUUUAUCUUAUAUUAAUGUUGUUAUUAUUAUUACAUGCUCAUUGCAAAAAAAAAGUAUAUUUAGGGUUUAAAGAAAAAUGUGUAAAUAUCUUCUAUUUUAUUCUAGAUAAAGAUGCUUUAAAGUAUACGUUAUUUCUUCAGGGCAUAACAAAGCACCGUGGUGACCUCAUUAGUUUUUAACUUCUUUUAAGCUUGCGUGAUACAGUUGAAAAUGAAGCAAUGUGUGAUGAGAGAGGAGAGUUGAUCUGUAACUGCAGGCAUACCUCAUAUGCAAGACUCCCCCUUUCCCCGUGAACCUCAGAGAGAUGGAAACUGAGCUUGUUUCCACCAGGCCUCUCAGGAUGUCUCUAGCUUUGGCUUUCUCUAUUGGACUCUUCCCCCAACUUGCAACAAGCUUAUUGUUACACUUGUGCAAAAAUGCUCAAUGACGGUUUUGUUCAUUUUCCUGCGAUACCAUACCAAUAUAGGUACUGCUUAUCCGUGCUAGAGGAAGAAAAUGAGAGUUCGCCCUCUCUUAUUGAAUAGAGAGUUCACCCUCUCACUUAGAUAGGAAAGUUUACCCCCCAGAGCCAUGGUUGCUGUAGAGAGCUGUGUGGGCACGAGGCUGGAUUGCAGGGGAUGAAGAUAGGGUGAUGGUUUCUUAGAGAAGUACGAGAGGCAAGUGUGUGUGUGUGUGUGUGUGUGUGUGUGUUUGUUUGCGUGUCUGUGUGUCCUUGCUCAUGUGCCUAAAAUAUUAAUCAAUAACAAGGUGCGCUUUGUAAAACAUCAAUGUUUAUUAUGUGGGACCUCAGUCUGAUGAUAAGUAAUGGCUGGAUCUUAAUGGAUGUCCCUUUACACCUUCUGGGAAAAGAAACCUUAAUCCACUUCUGAUAUGGGAUAGAGUUGCUCUAUUUUAACAUCAUAAUGUAGAACACAUUGCUUUAGACCCAAAGUAAUGGUUUUCUGCCAUACCUGCUAUGUUUUGCUCAGCUACUGGCACUGAAUCAUUAUUGGAUCAUGAGUGAUCAUUUCCACAAGCUGCCAAUCGUUUGAAAUGAUGAAACUUGUCUUUGGCCCACCCCACCAAAAAAGUACUUUACAUGGAAUUUCUUGAUUUAGAUCCAGUUGCUUGUUUAAUUUUACCAACUUCAAAACACGUAUUAACAACCAAUAUGUACAGACAUACAUGUACACACACACACACACAUAUGCAAACACACAAACGAGAGAGCUUUGGUGCUGACCCAUUGCCUGACUUCACAUUUAUGCCAUUGUAAUUGCAAUUAUGUCUUCAUUUAUUUUGGGUUCACAAUUGUAUGAAAAUGCCUUUUUAAAUGGGUUUAAUACAAAUUUACAGUUAUCUCUUUUUAUUCCAAAAUAUGGUGGAGCUUUAUUAAAAUACCUGGCAACUGUUCAAAGAUUGACUGGUAAAUCUCAAUUCAGCAAUUCACCUCCUGUAGUGGUGUGAAAAUAAUGUUGGCAGUGCAAUAAAGAUGUGCAGUUUA
Anguilla rostrata (American eel) is the source of this 4564-nucleotide messenger RNA. It is a transcript of the gene arid3a, whose product is annotated as AT-rich interactive domain 3A. The record is from RefSeq and is a predicted model, not a curated record. Gene Ontology annotation, molecular function: DNA binding. NCBI's taxonomy places the organism in Eukaryota, Metazoa, Chordata, Actinopteri, Anguilliformes, Anguillidae. Gene Ontology annotation, biological process: regulation of transcription by RNA polymerase II. The transcript is spliced from 9 exons. Gene Ontology annotation, cellular component: nucleus. The coding region runs from base 981 to 2657 and encodes 558 amino acids.